Cyprinus carpio (common carp) is the source of this 640-nucleotide messenger RNA. RefSeq names its product junctional adhesion molecule 3B-like. Lineage: Eukaryota; Metazoa; Chordata; Actinopteri; Cypriniformes; Cyprinidae. The coding region runs from base 133 to 567 and encodes 144 amino acids. The record is from RefSeq and is a predicted model, not a curated record. The transcript is spliced from 4 exons. Gene Ontology annotation, molecular function: protein heterodimerization activity; protein homodimerization activity. Gene Ontology annotation, biological process: cell adhesion; angiogenesis.
UCAGCACCUCCCCUCUCUUCCGCUCGGAUGUCCUUGUAGCUAUGGAAACUCAUCAGCGGUAGCAUCCUCCAGUGUGUCCACCCCGUCGUCUGGACAGCUAAGCUAAAUUCGUAUGUAAAACAUCUCUUCAGAAUGGCGAUUGGGCGUCAAACGCUUUACUUGGCGCUCUUUUCAUGGAUGUGCAACAGUACAGCUUCUGCUGUAAUUCUCAAAACAGCUGAAAAAUCCGUAUGGACAAAUGAAUUUGAGUCGAUUGAGUUGACCUGCUUGAUAGAGUCCAUUUCUACAAACAAUCCCAGAAUUGAAUGGAAGAAAAUUAAAAAUGGUGUACCCAGCUAUGUCUAUUUCCAAAAUAAAAUUUCAGGUGACUUGGAGCACAGGGCUUUGCUGAGAGAGCCUGCAAACCUUCUGAUCCUGAACGCCAGCAGAUCGGACACAGCUCAGUAUCGCUGUGAGGUGGCGGCCAUCGAUGACCAGAAGCCCUUUGAUGAAAUACUAAUCAGUCUCGCUGUAAGAGGUACUGCUGGAAUAGUUCCUCUCAGGUACAGCAAAGGGAACAUUCUGUGAGUUUUAAUCCAUGGUUAUAACUCUCAGUAAUGUUGCACUGAAAUGCCCGAUGAGAACAGAACUGAUUGAACUG